Molecule: messenger RNA, 1979 nt
Organism: Radiomyces spectabilis
Lineage: Eukaryota; Fungi; Mucoromycota; Mucoromycetes; Mucorales; Radiomycetaceae
Product: cytochrome P450
Exons: 6
Coding region: 278-1873 (531 amino acids)
Molecular function (GO): oxidoreductase activity, acting on paired donors, with incorporation or reduction of molecular oxygen; iron ion binding; heme binding
Source: RefSeq, a predicted model, not a curated record
CCUGCCAUCAAAACAUGCAAUUGCUGCAUAUUUUGUUACCACGUUUGCUCUUCUUUGCUAAUGCGCAGGUUCGCACCAAAGACUAUCGCGACAGCUAUUCGAUGUCCAUAAAACAAACAGGCAAAACAGCAUUCUAUAACACACGUCGCCGAAUGGUGAAUGCAACUAGCAUGACCCAUAUGACAGUCGGAUUGCCAUUGUAUAUAAAAGGAGUGAGACCUUCCAACGCUUAUAAAGAUUAUGCUCUGACUACGAAUUAGGAAUACAGAAUAUCCAAAUGCUUAGCCUUGUUACGGACCAUUUAUUACAAACAGCCGAUCCGGUGGUUUUUGGCGGGAUUCUCGGUACCAUCGGUCUGUUGGCUACACUUCGUGCGCUGGGUAAAUCGCAAGAAAAAGUUCAUCCCUCUUUGUCACUGCCACCGUAUGCUCCAGGAUGCCAUCCAAUUCUCGGCCAUUUGUUGCAAAUUAUGCGUCCUAUUACGGCCCAGGAACUAUUUCGUCAAUGGAGCUUGGUGGUCGGCCCGGUAUUUACUGUCCAAUUUGGUCAAAAACGCUGGAUCAUUCUCAACUCGAUGGACGCCGUUAAAGAUCUCAUCGUCAGCAGAAGCACAAUAUAUUCUUCAAGAGACCUGCCGGAUGCUCUGGUGAACGAUAUCAUGGGCGGAGUGGAACAUGGCGGUGGUUUUGCAUUUUAUCCCUAUGGCAAAGAAUGGCGCCAUCUGAGACGCAUUGCCCACUCUGGACUGGUCAAAAAGAAGAUUGAUUCUUACCAGCCAAUUCUUUCGGAAAGACGCGAUGUGCUGCUCAGCAAUAUUUGGAAAGCUCAGAUGAAACAAGAACCACUGCGGCUAACCGAUAUCAUUGAGCACUUUACCAUGACGACGGUACUUUCGAUUGCUUUUGGUGACAUUUGUUCGUUUGAGCCAGGCGAUGAAAAGCUUCAUGAAGCUUUUGCCCUGACCGAACAAACCGCGGCCAUCUUUGGGCCUGUCGAACAACUUCGUGAAUUCUUUCCUGUAUUGAAGAAAAUCCUACCGAGCCGACAAGCGGAAUACGCGCGGAUUCGGGAGCGAGGCUUUGAGUUCUAUGGCGGGUUCCUAGCUCAACUGAAGACUUUGCUUGAACAAGAACCUGGUGCCGUAAAGGAUUGCUUUGUCAAGGAUAUUUUGAUCAAAGGCGAAUUAACAGACAUGCAAAUCAUCAACUUGAUCACUGUGUUUGUCGGUGCUGGAUCGGAAACAACCGCUUCCACCAUUGAGUGGAUGAUUGCUUUACUUGCCAAUCAUCCUGAAUUCCAGGACCGUGUCUAUGAAGAAAUUGAAGCCUACAUCGGAUUAGAUCGUCUUCCCGAUGCUGAAGAUGAGCAUAAGCUUCCCUAUCUUCAAUGUGUAAUUCACGAAACGCUUCGCCUGCGUCCACCAGCUCCUCUGUCUGUGCCACAUGCGACCAGUGAAGAUGAUGUGUAUGGAAACUGGUUUAUUCCCGCCAAUACUACGGUGAUCAUGAAUUUACACGCCAUCCAACAAGACCCCGUCCGAUAUCCCGAGCCUCAAAAGUUUAUACCCGAACGUCAUAUGGAGUACGUGACGAUGAACAACAACAAGCAGCGAAUUACCCAAACCGCCGAAGACAGACCUCAUCUGGGAUUCUCCACGGGACGCCGGGUGUGCGUUGGUAUUCAUUUGGCUGAACGCAGUCUUUUUAUGGCUGCGGCUGGUCUGUUGGCAUGUUUUAAAUUUGAACGGGUGCACCAAGAGCCGAUCCAGGUAGAUCUGCCCAAAGACAUCCGGUCACCGACCUUCACACCGCAACCUUACGAAAUCCGUGUGGUACCACGCCACGCCAAAGUGCACCAUUUAUUUCAGGCAUAACGUUUGUAUUUAGUAGGCUUUUAAUCUUAUAUCUUUUCCAAGCAUUCCAUCCUUUCAAUAUUUAUACGAUAGCAUCAACAAUUGAAUAAACUUUGUAGAAUUUUUA